AUGAAAAAUAUUCAUUUCUUAAUCUAACUAAGGUUUAAUUGGGCUUGGCACAUACAUAGAGAGGAUUCUUUAGAACUUGGCUAUGUAUAAAAAUUAUUAAGCAAAUUAGCUAAACAGUGUGUUUGAAGAAUUCGAUCGAAGAAUUGAUUUAGCUAAAACCAAAAUAGGCCUCAAAUGUGUUUCCUAGGGCUAUAGAGAUUCGUUUCUCUAUUUAUAUAACUAAAAAGAUGAUAUCAGAAAUGAGGCAGAAACUAAAUAGCAGAUAUUGAAUUUUACGCUAGACAUUAAAUAAAAAGCCUGA
Paramecium octaurelia is the source of this 301-nucleotide messenger RNA. Lineage: Eukaryota; Ciliophora; Oligohymenophorea; Peniculida; Parameciidae. The record is from the annotation of a GenBank genome assembly.